CGAUACGCCGCCCGUUUGUUUGUCUUUUAACCUCCCGACCUCCUGACCUGCUGGGCACCUCACGAGUCACGAUACGCCGCCGAUCCGAAGUCCGACGUCCGCCGCCCGCCGCUGCACCGUGCAGGACUGCAGGAUAUAUAGACGAGGUGGGAGGAAGAAAGUACCGCUGGAGGAGAGAGGAGAUGGGGCUGACGUUCACCAAACUGUUUAGCGGCGGGCUCACCAAUAAGGAGAUGCGGAUCCUGCUGCUGGGUCUCGACGCUGCCGGAAAGACCACAAUCCUCUACAAGCUUACGCUUGGCGAGGUCGUCACCACAAUCCCCACCCUAGGGUUCAAUGUUGAAACAAUGGGGUACAAUAACAUGAGCUUCACUAUGUGGGACGUCAGCGGUCAUGCCAAGGUCAGGCCUUUGUGGACACAUUACUACGGGAACACGCAGGGUAUCAUCUUUGUGGUGGACAGCAGCAAUAGGGACCGUGUUGCUGAUGCUCGGUAUGAGCUCCACAGGAUGCUGAAUGAGGAUCAGUUACGUGAUGUUGUUUUGCUUGUGCUCGCUAACAAGAAAGAUCUUCCAAAUGCUAUGGAUGCUGCUGAGAUUACUGAUAAGCUUGGGCUGCACUCCCUUCGCCAGCGACACUGGCACAUCCAGAGCACUUGUGCUACAACAGGUGAGGGAUUGUAUGAAGGUCUGGAAUGGAUGUCCAACACUAUUGCUAGCAAGGCUAUAUUUUCACUGAGAUUUUUGAUGAAUGAGCUAGGAGCUUUGGUUAGAUCGUUCACCGGGAACCUAGGGGCUUCGUUUCAGGAUUUAUCCAGACACGGCCGCGACGAUACCGCUUAAACUAAUCCGCAUGUCCAAGCACGGCGUCCGUAUAAAUUUGUUCACCGGAACAUAAUGAGCAGACACUAGCUAGUUUGUACACUGCUAUUUCCUCUUUGUAAUAAUUUGUUACAUAUACAUUUCUAGACAUUAACAAUUUUUCAUUUUGAGAGAAAACUUGCAUAUAGUCUGUACUC
Messenger RNA from Lolium perenne, 1018 nucleotides. Its product is annotated as ADP-ribosylation factor-like. NCBI's taxonomy places the organism in Eukaryota, Viridiplantae, Streptophyta, Magnoliopsida, Poales, Poaceae. Gene Ontology annotation, molecular function: GTPase activity; GTP binding. The record is from RefSeq and is a predicted model, not a curated record.